This is a messenger RNA of Aspergillus terreus NIH2624, 462 nucleotides long. RefSeq lists its product as uncharacterized. The transcript is spliced from 2 exons. NCBI's taxonomy places the organism in Eukaryota, Fungi, Ascomycota, Eurotiomycetes, Eurotiales, Aspergillaceae. The coding region runs from base 1 to 462 and encodes 153 amino acids. The record is from RefSeq and is a predicted model, not a curated record.
AUGAGUCUUGUUCCCAUCAUCUGCACCUACGAGGUGCCAUCGACUGUACCGGACCCUCUCGGACCUCAGGUGCAAGAUCAUAAGUACACAAAGGAUUCUGUCACCAAGCCGCCGGUUGAGUCCGUGCAGUAUCCUUUUCUGGGCUGGGAUAUAGGCAAGAUCGCCCAGUUCCUACAGGAGAACGCGCCGCGGGCUGUACUAGAUCAUACGACGUUUCUUGUCGCCGAUGAACAAACGGCCUCGGAUGGCGAUACACUGCUCCUUGUUUACAACAUCAAAGAUUCGCAGGAGAGUGUACGACUCACCGCUGGCUGUGCCAACAGCGGGGCGGUGUCGGUCUCAAUUGCGACCACGGAUGUGGGCGAGUUGCGGAGCCUGGCGGAUGAUGAUGGGGUGUACAGAGGAGGUCCGCAACGCCCGCCGCCACAAAAGGGUGGGAAGGCGCCCAAAAAGCAGCUGUAA